This is a messenger RNA of Scheffersomyces coipomensis, 1529 nucleotides long. RefSeq lists its product as uncharacterized. The coding region runs from base 222 to 1184 and encodes 320 amino acids. The record is from RefSeq and is a predicted model, not a curated record. NCBI's taxonomy places the organism in Eukaryota, Fungi, Ascomycota, Pichiomycetes, Serinales, Debaryomycetaceae. The transcript has a single exon.
GAAUUGGAUCAUCUUUAUCAUCAUCACUUGUAUAUAUAUCAUACUGUAUCAUAUUAAGACUUAAUUCAAAGUAUUAUCAUUGCUUCAUUACAUUAUUACAUUCAACUGUAACUAAUCUAGAAUUCAUAACAUUUAAACGUUCACCAAUUCAAAGUCUGAUUCCAAAUCACAGUUUAUUACGUCUGAUUGCAGUCAGUCAGAAAGUUUGAAAAGAUAACAUCAUGACUUAUACUAUAGGUGAUCGGAAAAUAACUCUAAGGGACAAUUUAUCACAAGCAGAUAUUCAUUUAUUAUUGGCUCAUUCCAAGCUUUUUAAAUAUUGUUUAAAUAAUGCUACGUUCAAAUUUCUUAUAAAUUUAAAGAAAUUAGUUCAUCUUUAUGCUGAUAUCAUAACUAUCUAUUCCACUUUACUUAAGAAGAUCCCUAAUUAUGAUGAUAUAACAUUGAUGGCAUAUAAAGCCAAAUUAAAUGUGUUGAAAUUGGAAGGUGAUUACAAUGAAUUAUUUGGAGAAGAUACUCUGAAUAACUUCAAUGCCAAUCCAUUUAAACUUGCCAGUAAUUGGGAAGAAAAGAAUUAUGAAAAUAAUAUUAAGAAAUUCACUAUUUUAAUGUUGGAUAGUACUAUUGAAACAUUUGAUAUCAUGUUUAAAACUUUAAGAUGUAUUGAUGUAUUCUUUUGUAAUUUCAAUAAUUUAAAGAAAUUAUUAAUUCCAUAUUUAUUAAGUCAAACCACAUCAAUCUCCAAAUCAUUACAGAAAGCUCAAUAUUUAUAUCAUUUAACCACCAUAACAGAUGAUAUGGGUACCAUACUGGAAAUAACAGCUCCAAUUUUAAAACAAUUACGAAAAAUUGAAAAGAUAACCAGUGGUAUAGAACGAGAAUCAAGCAUAUUAGAAUACGCAUUUUUAACUUUCAAUCCAUCAUUGGAACAAUAUACUAGCAUAUUAUUAGGUAAAGCCAUCCUAAAACGAGAAGUACCCCCUAAUCAAUGUCAAUUGAUUAAACGAAGAGAUGUUUGUUUACAAGCGGCGGAACAUGUGGUUAGUAUUCCAUUAACAGAAGAUACUACUAACAACUCAACCUAUGAAUAUUUAAGAAAGUACUUAUCGUAUGGAGUCAUGUUAUUAGUAGCAUUAAUAGCAUUGUUCUGUUAUAGAUUAAUCCAUGUAAUCUUUGGACAAUAGAGAUAUAUAUACUUAAUAUACAUUUAUUUAAUAAACUUUAUAGUUAUACUAUUCUGGUAGCCCAAAUGAAACUUACUUUUAGCGUGGUACCUGCAUAUAAAACUGGAUUUACCAAUGCUCUCUCGAACUUCUAUUUACAAACACAGAAAAAGUUUAAAAAUAAGGAAUUCAUGAACUGUAACCCCUCCAACCAUUCAUAGCAAAAGAUAUCAUCAGAUUGUAUAAUUAAAGACUAAUCUAUUCUUGUUAGUGUAUGUUCUGAGUGUGAAUUCAUUACCUAGAAAGAAAGUUUGGUUUGAUUGUGUUGUUUUGAAAAGAAGAAACGCUCUAACUACAAAACGGAGC